Amphimedon queenslandica is the source of this 1826-nucleotide messenger RNA. Its product is annotated as glucose-6-phosphate exchanger SLC37A2-like. Gene Ontology annotation, biological process: transmembrane transport. Bases 40 to 1722 code for a protein of 560 amino acids. NCBI's taxonomy places the organism in Eukaryota, Metazoa, Porifera, Demospongiae, Haplosclerida, Niphatidae. Gene Ontology annotation, molecular function: transmembrane transporter activity. The record is from RefSeq and is a predicted model, not a curated record. Gene Ontology annotation, cellular component: membrane. The transcript is spliced from 21 exons.
UUUUACAACUGGAGAGCUAAGAGAUGCAAUUGAGUGAUCAUGAGUGAUGAUUCAUCUGUUGUGCUGUGUGAGAGAGGACGCCAUCGUAAAGUGAAAUGGAAGAAAGUACCUUUGGGUGCCUGGAUAUUGAGCUAUCUCGGGAUAUUUAAUAUCUUACCAGCAAAAAGUUACAGGCUCUACAUUCUAAUACUGACAUUCAUAUGCUAUGCAUCAUAUCACAUGUCAAGAAAACCUUUUAGUGUUGUUGCAAGUGUCCUCGCUCCUAAUUGUAAUACUGUACUAGAUCAAGAGAACAGCAAUAGCAGUAGUAAAGUGUUAUAUGACCUUUACAGUAACCCUGAUGAUCCCGAGUGUCACUUUGCUGAAGGCUGGCCACCAUUCAAUGGUAGUUACUGCAAGACUAUCAUUGGUGCCAUAGACUAUGCUUGGCUUUUCACUUAUGCUACUUUUAUGAUUGGAAGUGGUUUUAUUGCUGAUCGAGUCAACUUAAGAUAUUUCCUAACAAUUGGGAUGACAGGUAGUGGUCUUUUUGUUGGAUUAUUGGGUAUAGCUUACUUUGCUGAUAUCCAUAAUUUGACAUAUUAUGUCAUUACACAGAUUUUUGUUGGCAUUUUUGAGUCGACAGGUUGGCCAGCUACAGUAGCAGUAAUGGGUAAUUGGUUUGGUAAGAAGAACCGUGGUUUAUUAAUGGGUAUAUGGAACUCCCAUGCAUCAGUUGGUAAUAUACUGGGAACUGCAGUUCCUUCAAUAUGGGGAAAGAAAUGUGACCCAUGGGGAUGGGCCUUCCUCGUUCCAGCAUUUGUGAUGAUUGGUGCAGGAUUGCUAAUGUUCUUCUUCCUAGUUCUUGAUCCUCGUGAUGUUGGCUUACCACCUCCACAGCACCAUGAUGAGCCUAUGGAACAUCAUUAUCAAUCAAAUGGGAGACAAUACAGUCAAGAGACCAGUUUAUCCCUGGGAGAUAGAACCGUGCUAUCUUCUUUAUCUGGAGAAAAAAUAGACAAUGAAAAAACGUCACUCAUAAGCUCUGCUAGUACUAGAAUACUCAAUGAAUCAAAGGCAAAGGCCGUCAGUCUAUGGACAGCACUGACAGUACCAGGUGUGAUAGAGUUCUCUGUCUCUCUUUUCUUUGCAAAACUUGUCGCUUACACUUUCUUAUUUUGGUUGCCAUACUAUGUUGCUUUUAAUCCUAUUGGUGGGCGGUAUAUUGGUGAACAGAAAGCCGAUCUGUUAGCUACUCUUUAUGAUGUAGGAGGAAUAAUUGGAGGUAUAACUACUGGUGCUCUUUCUGAUGUCAUCAAUGCAAGAGCUAUAUCAUGUGUCAUAAUGAUGUACCUUGCUGUACCAACUUUGUUUAUGUAUCGUUUUGUUGGCAAUGAAUCAGUUGGAUCUUCUAUUGUUUUGAUCAUAUUUUGUGGUCUAUUCAUCAAUGGCCCAUACGCUUUGAUCACAACUGCUGUAUCAAAUGAUCUUGGCACACACGAAUCACUGAGAGAGAACCAGAAAGCUAAAGCAACAGUUGGUGCCAUCAUUGAUGGUAUGGGAUCACUAGGAGCUGCUUUUGGACCACUAGUAACUGGAUUUGUAUCUGAUUACUUUGGCUGGAACAGUGCAUUUUAUGUACUGAUGUUCUCUUGUUUCAUUUCAUCAUUGAUGCUAACAAGACUGGUGAUAAGGGAGAUGCAGCAUUUUUGCAGAAAGUUAAAUCCAAGCGGGAAAGAUUAAAGUGACAGACAUGUCUACAGUGAUGCCAACAAUGAUCCGAGAGCAUUCUUAAAUCAUGCUCAACACGAGAUUUAUUGUCAUUUUCAUUUUUUUAUUUUUAUUCA